GCCUGAGGCGCGUCCCGGGACCGGCCGCUGAUGGCGGCGCUGGCGGCUCGGCCGCUGCGUGCGUGAGGCGCUCGCCUCCCUCUUCCUCUUCUUCCUCCUCCUCCUUCUUCCGCCGCCAUGACCGAGGAGCCGUACGAGAAGUUCCUGGCCCCCGAGGAGCCGUGCCCGCUGCUCUCGCAUCAGCACCCGCCGCGGGGCGGCAGCUUGAGCCUGAGCGAGGAGGGCUGCCUGGACGUCAGCGACUUCGGCUGCCAGCUCUCGUCCUGCCACCGCACCGACCCGCUGCACCGCUUCCACUCCAACAGGUGGAACUUGACGUCUUGUGGAACCAGCGUAGCCAGCUCAGAGUGCAGUGAGGAGCUGUUCUCAUCGGUUUCAGUCGGUGAUCAAGAUGACUGUUACUCUCUAUUGGAUGACCAGGAGUUCACCUCUUUUGAUUUGUUCCCCGAGGGUAGCGUCUGCAGUGAUGUCUCCUCUUCUAUCAGCACAUACUGGGAUUGGUCAGACAGCGAGUUUGAAUGGCAGUUGCCUGGCAGUGACAUUACAAGUGGGAGUGAUGUACUUUCUGAUGUUAUACCUAGUAUUCCAAGCUCUCCUUGUCUGCUUCCAAAAAAGAAAAACAAGCACAGGAAUCUCGAUGAACUUCCAUGGAGUGCAAUGACAAAUGAUGAACAGGUUGAAUAUAUUGAAUAUCUGAGUCGCAAAGUCAGUACAGAGAUGGGCCUUCGAGAGCAACUUGAUAUUAUUAAAAUUAUUGAUCCUACUGCUCAGAUCUCACCUACAGAUAGUGAAUUCAUUAUUGAAUUGAACUGUCUCACAGAUGAAAAACUGAAACAGGUGAGAAACUAUAUCAAGGAACACGGACCUCGUCAACGGUCUGCAAGGGAAGGCUGGAAGAGGAGUAGCUACAGUUGUGCAAGUACCAGUGGUGUGAGUGGUGCCAGUGCCAGCAGCAGCAGUGCCAGCAUGGUCAGCUCAGCAAGCAGCAGUGGUUCUAGUGUUGCUAACUCCGCUUCAAACUCGAGUGCCAACAUGAGUCGAGCGCACAGUGAUAGUAAUUUGUCCACAAGUGCUGCAGAAAGAAUCCGGGAUUCAAAAAAACGUUCCAAGCAACGGAAACUACAGCAAAAGGCCUUACGUAAGAGACAGCUGAAAGAACAAAGACAAGCUCGUAAGGAAAGACUGAGUGGAUUAUUUCUUAAUGAAGAAGUGCUAUCUUUAAAAGUGACUGAGGAGGACCAUGAAGGAGAUGUGGAUGUUUUGAUGUGACAGGGGUGAAUUUAUCAGUGUUCUUUCUAAGCCUUAAAUGUAUUAUCCUUAUUGUUUACAUAUAUUUCUUGACCAAAAUUUGAUUAGUGUUAACAAUAUAAACCAGAUCUUUUCUCAAGUGUAAUUUUGGUAAGAAGGUUUAAGUAUUGAGUAACUUCAGCUUUUGAGACUAAUUUUGCAACAGACUUCAGAAACUUAAUUGUCUUCUGAAAAGCUGCUGAAUAGAUACAAUUUUAAGGAAAUUUGAACUUGUCUAACAUGCUAACUUACUUGCAAGGCCUAAGUCUAGGGGUGCGUUUGGAUGACACUAAGCAUGCAUUACUAUGCUUCAGCUUUUUUGUUUUUUCCAACUUAAUAUUACAUUUGGCUUGUUCUGUCUUCCUUUCCCAUUAUUAGGAAGAUUGUUUAGCAUGAGGAAAAAAAUCUUUAGUUCUAUAGGGCUUUCUUUGUCUUGCUCUUGGAUCAUACAAAAUCAAAGUACUGUGACAAAUUGCAACUUCUAGAAAAGGACUUAUCUCAAACUACAUAGAAAACAAGAAACAGAACUUCUUGUGCAGGGAAUCUGUAACACAAAUAACACCUAAUAAUGUUCUUUAGGAAGCAGAAUUAAAAAAACAAAAAAACCAACAACAACUUGCAAGCUUAGUCUUCAGAAAGUUAUUUUGCUGCUCAAUGUCUUAUAGUAUGAUUGUUACUAAUGGUUGACCAGUACAUCCUUAGUAUUGCUAUGAAAAGAUUCAAAUACAAACAUCGUUUUGCAUUGAAAGUACACUAAUCUGCAAUUAAGUUGUCUAGGACACUACAAUAGUUAAAAAUGCUACUGGAAACAGAAGUGCAAACAAGUGGCACACAACUUUGGUGUUUUUUUUUCCCCAGAAGCAUAUCUAGAUUCAUGUUGGCAGGAGAACUUAAUUAAUGCAGCUGUGCUUUUUAAUUGUAUGUUUAGCUGAGGAUGUGUCUUCUCUGUGGGUUGUUACACCAAUACAUGUUUCAGAAUUCUGCUUUUGUUGUCUAUCUGCUUUUGAAAUUUCUCUUGCUAAGAAAAUGAGGUAAAAUUGUGGCUUUCAUGUAGGAAGGUAAAAGUAGUUUUAACCUGCUUCCUAAUUCUGACAAUCUGUUAGGUGGCUUUUGUCUUUAUCUUGGAACUACUUGUUACAGAAUUCCUUCCCCCCACAGCUGAGAUAAAAAUCAUACUUCUAAAUUUCAGUGUGAAACUUAAAAGAGGAUAAAAGUAUUUUCUAGUUCUGAGUUUAGGAAGUAGUUUUUAAUUAUCUUGAUCCUUCAUUACUUUCAUUUUGCUCCUGUGAAUUAAGGAGUUUGGCAGUUCAGAGUGGGCCACAGGUGCCUGUAAUUGCAGGAUAUAGCCCAAUCCUGCAGAACUGCAUGAUCAACUUUAUAUAGGACUACUCACAUUCACUUUGCAUGUCCUGCACAGACUUAGCCCUGACAGCUGAAGUAUUUUUCUUUCAGAAGUGGCAUUCCUUGUAGCCUCAAACUAAACUGACCAGUAAAAUAUCUGAACAAUGGCCUCUGAAAGGGUUUCAAUAAGAAAUAAAUGAGGUCCAUAGUCAAACUAGUAUGUUUGAACUUAGUCACUCUUACUGCUGCUAGACAACAGGUACCCAGACUUGGCCAUUGACUGAUUAAAAACUAUGUAAUGUUGUUUUAAACUUGAGUGUUAGCUAUGCCAUAUGGCCAGUUAUUUGGCCACUAACCAGAAGUGAAUGUUACCUGUCAGUAUUUGGUUGUACUGCACAAUAGCUUGUUGAUGGCUCUCUCCCUUCUAGAAGAAAUACCAAAAACUUCUUAACAGUAUACAAGUGACUGAGGAUUUAGAUUGACUUAAAUCUGGAGCUUCUUUUAAAUAUCUUGGAAGAAAAAAUUGAAUUGCUGUCUGUUCAGCUAAUUUCAGGGUGCAGCUGUUGAACUCUUGCAACUUACCGUGGCUGUAAUGGAUGAAUUCAUCAUGAAACAUUUUGCUGUGGGUACAGUGUCACAGUUCAGUACAACCUUUAUUUUCUGCAGUGACUUUGAAGUGUGAUUCCCACCCCACCCCACCCCCAAUGUUGUGGUUUAACCCCAGCCAGCAACUAAGCAUCACACAGCCGCUCACUCACUUCCCCCCCCACCCAGUGGGAUGGGGGAGAGAUUUGGGGAAAAAAAAAGUAAAACUCGUGGGUUGAGAUAAGAACAGUUUUACAGAACGGAAAUGAAGAAACUAAUAAUGAUGAUAAUAAGAAUAAUAAAAUGACAAAAAUAAUAAAAGGAUUGGGAUAUAUGAAACAAGUGAUGCACAAUGCAAUUGCCCACCACUUGCUGACCAAUGCCCAGUUAAUUCCCGAGCAGUGAUCCCCCAGCUUAUAUACUGGACAUGACGUCACAUGGUAUGGAUUACCCCUUUGGCCAGUUUGGUUCAGCUGUCCUGGCUGUGUCCCCUCCCAACUUCUUGUGCUCCUCCAGCCUUCUUGCUGGCUGGGCAUGAGAAGCUGAAAAAUCCUUGACUUAGUAUAAACACUACUUAGCAACAACUGAAAACAUCAGUGUGUUAUCAACAUUCUUGUGCUACUGAACCCAAAACAUGACACUAUACCAGCUGCUAGAAAGAAAAUUAACUCUAUUCCAGUUGAAACCAGGACACUGAUGAAAAACGCACACUUAAUACUGUAGAGAACUGAGACACUGAAAUGAAUUGUAAGAAAGGUGUGAUAUCAGCGUGGUGGAGCAUGAAAGCGUGUCGCUUUAUUCUGUUUCAGCAGCUCUUCAGCAUUUAAAAUCCUUCAGGCUUUGUUGAGAGAAGACCCCCUCAUUUUGAUGAGGUACAGUUCUUUUUGAUCACCCAUCUACUAGCUUCCAGACGUCAUGAAAUGAGGGAGGAUAGUAUUUCCAUCUUGAUCUUAGCGUAAGCAUGUAAGUAUAAAUUAGUCUAAGUGGUUAGAUGGGUCCAGUUGCUCAUCUGUUACAUUGGAUGAAAAAGUCCUGGGUGCCACAGUAGCUGAUUGUGGUAUGUCAUCUCCAGCUGGGUACUUCAGUCACUUGUGUGACAGUUAAAAUGAUAGAAGAGAGUGGAUUUCCAGGGGUUCUGUGGUAAUAAUUUAUAGCUUUGUAAUCUUGUAGUCCCAGGAUGCUUAUAACCUAAGAAACUCUGAAUGUUCUGAUAAGACUGCAGAAUAACAUCUUGCUUACCUGAAUGUUGUCUUUGCCAAGUAUUUGGUGUCUCAGAGGUUCAGGCCUGAAGUAGCUGUGGGAUUCAAGAGUUCCCACAUACUUCUACAUGUUUGCAUUUUUUUCCCUUUUCUCAUCCUUCCGAGUUCUAGUGACACACUCAUUUUGUGGAGGGGGCAGGUGUUUUUGUCACAUUCUUGUCUUUCCCUGCAAUAUGCUGUGUGCUUACCCAGGGAAGUGGUAGAGGCACCAUCUCUGGAGGUAUUUAAAAGAAGUGUAGAUGCGGUGCUUAGGGACGUGGUUUAGUGGUGGACUUGGCAGUGUUAGGUUAAUGGUUGGACUUGAUGAUCUUAAAGGUAUUUUCCAACCUAAAUGAUUCUAUGAUUCUAUGAAUUUAUACUGGAUAUCCUUGUCAUUAGUCAAACAGUUGGAAUUUUAAUUAAACCUGGUCUUGCUGAUUCGAGUGUUGGCCAUUGUGGCUACCACUUUGUUUUACAGAAGUUAUCUACAGAUUAUUGGGUUCAGAUAGAUAAAGAAGAGUAGCAGACUGCUAAAAUCAUGCAUUCUUAUUAGUGCUUUUUCAAAAAAGAAUAAAAUCUCUGCUUUUUAUUCAUAGAUAAAAAAAUGUCAAGAUUAAAAGCAAAAUAAGAGACAAACAGGAAAAAGCUCAUAGUUGUAUGGCUCCAUAGUACUGAAGCUAUAUGUCUAGGUGCUUUGUACCCACUGUAAUAUGAAUGUAAUCAAUUUACACUCUGUAACAUUAACGGUUUGCUUCCAUGGUAACUUUUUCGCUAAAAAGGCUUAGAAGGAGCACUGAAAGUCUGAUUGCAAGAGGACUGUAAACAAUAGAGAACAUUCUUUUCUAAUAUGAUUUUAAAUAUGAGGAAGAAAGCUAGCUUCCUGACAAACCUGUCUAAUUUUUGUGUGUGUAUCUAAUGUCAUUCUUUGUUAAGAUAAUAUCUAUUUUUCUUUAUCUGGGAAACUGAUUAAAAGAUGGUUAUAGUAUGCUCAGUAUGGGAUGCUUACUAAGAAGAGCAAGAGAAUUCUUUGCACGACUUUCCUGGGCUUAACUUUCAGUUCUCAUUUUGUGGUCUGAAACCUGUGAAGAUCAUUCUCUGGGGAAAAAACAAACCAACCAGCCUGCUUGAACUUAUUCAUACACAUUUACAUCAGAGUGCAUAUACAAUAUAGAAACAUACAAAAAUGGCAAUAUUUACUGUUCAUCUACACUGAAUGGCCUGAAGCCGUUUCUUUUCUCCUAACAGUCUUUUCAGCUUUGAAAUCAGUUGAUGCAUUGGUCUAUAAAUAUUAAUAAACCUGACUGUUUUGGGGGCUCUUGAAGUUCAUUCUUAUAAGCCAGAUUUUCAUGGAAAAUGUUGUUAGAUUUGUUGGCUUAAUGUUCUUUAGCUUACUGAUCUUGCAGUUCUUGGGCAUAGAAAAGACAAGUCAACAUGCGGUUUUCCAUUUAAGGUUUGCAAAGAUAGUUUAUUAAUCUGUCAAGGGAAAAUCAUAGUAAUAUUCAAAGCUUGUCUGUUUUGACUGUUAACUCUGAUUAAUCAUACUUGCAUUCUCUCAUCUGGCUAACUUUAAAACAUUUCCAAAUUACAAAUAAAUUCUUCCAUUUAAAAAAAAAAAUUGUAAUGUUGAAGCCUUGAAUAUAGUUCAUAACCAAAGCAAGGGGAAAGUGGGUUUUGUGAUUUUUUUUUUUUUUUUUUUUCUGUUUUGGGGGAGAGAUGGGAGGUAUAGAUUAGAGCAUAUGGUACUGCGUAAAUUGAGAGUGGUUUUUUCCCCAGGUUCUCUGCUAAUUGUAUUGCUAAAAUGCACUUUUGUAUAGAAAACUGUCCUCUGUACAUUCUGUACCUACUUUACACAAUGUUUAUAGAGAUUUUUCUGAAGUUGUGAAGGAUUUACUGAAAGCUGCAAUGCUGGUGACUGAUGCUGUUGACUUAAGUUUUCAUUGUACUUGAAAAUAGUUACGUGCAUAUUGAAGUACAGGUUGGAAUUAAAAUUGAUGACAUAGCAAAGUUA
Messenger RNA from Harpia harpyja (harpy eagle), 6459 nucleotides. RefSeq names its product family with sequence similarity 199, X-linked (gene FAM199X). The coding region runs from base 118 to 1269 and encodes 383 amino acids. The transcript has 6 exons. NCBI's taxonomy places the organism in Eukaryota, Metazoa, Chordata, Aves, Accipitriformes, Accipitridae. The record is from RefSeq and is a predicted model, not a curated record.